This is a messenger RNA of Dermacentor andersoni, 7854 nucleotides long. RefSeq lists its product as uncharacterized. Lineage: Eukaryota; Metazoa; Arthropoda; Arachnida; Ixodida; Ixodidae. Gene Ontology annotation, cellular component: cytoplasmic vesicle. The record is from RefSeq and is a predicted model, not a curated record.
UCUCUUCUCCUGGCGGUCUCUGCGCGUACCCGGUGCUGUGCGCCCGUAAUUUGCGUUCUGCGGCCGCAGUGAGCUUAACUCGCCCAUUUAUAGUGUCCGCCCACGCAACGCAUCAAGCGGGAGACCUGGAAAGAAGCGUUGCGACCCUUCUUGCAGCCAUCUGCGUGUGCCCGCGCGGUCAUCGGAAUAUGUGUCGUCCUCUUCGCCCGGAUUGUGCACCGCGCGGGAUUUGACGAGCAGUUUUUGGGUGUGCGGCGCCGCUUAUCUCGUGUGACAACACCCGCGCCCACCGUGCUUGUUUGAGUGCAUCGUCGUCUCCCGCGCGCUUCGCUGUCUGUGGAUUGCCCGCGAUGUGGGUUCUCGGAGAAAAGGCCUAGCUGCGCGCAGUGCCAUGAGAGGCGAGCGCUGUUGCGGCAACGCAGUGGAGAAGAAGCCGGCGGCGCGGCUUGCGCCGAAUGCCAGGCUGCUGGCGUCGGCGAACGACAACGCCGGCUUGACGUCGGCGGUUGGCACCGGUUUCGUGGGAAGAGCAGGCGCCCUGUCAGGCAUGAUGGAGGCGGCCCUGGCUCAGCAGCAGCAGCAGUACGACCUGUCGCAACUGAACUACACAAACAACAACAGCAGCAGCCUUGGGGCGCUAAGGCGGCCACAAAAGGAUGCACCUGCUAGCACCACUUCCUCAUGCACGGACUCUGUGCUGCUGCAGGAUGGGGGAGAUGAGCUGCAGUGGUGCGCCGACUACCCUUUCAACAGGGAAUUCCAGAGGCAUCUAUGCUCCUCAUCGCUCACGUCAUCGGGUCGGCUAAUGCGUCGCAGCAUCUUGUCAGUGUCCGGGGAUGCCUGCGUGAUAGGCAGUGAUGAUGGCGGAGGCCUUGGUGGUGUGGAUCUCUCAUACGAGGACCUGUCUAAGAACUUUGAUGCCAACCUGGCGGAAAUCGACAUGGAGACCUUUCGGUCGGAGGACAUUCAUGCCAUCCUCACGCUUCCUGCCUUGUAUGGAGGGGACUUCCAGUCGGCCAGCCGGGGGGAGCAGUGCGCCUCGGUGUCUGGCUCAUUUCUGGAAGCUCUGCCACUAGAUGCCUCUUCAGUGCAUGCAAAAACAGAGAGCAGCUCGGGACAUGAGGAAGAUUCUGGUGAGAUGUCCAUCUGCCGGGACGAGCCACUCUUCUCGCCCGUCAAGGAGUGUGGACCCCCGCUGACGGGAGGGCGGGUUGGUGCUGGCAACGGGGGUGCCCUCUCCACGGACAGCCUGGACUGCAGCUCGUUUGAGGAGCAUGAUCUUGUGCUGACGUGCCAGGCCAACAAGGACAACUACACGAUAGCCUUCCAGCAGAGUGGAACACACUUCUCGGACGACCUAUCGGAAGGCAGCGUGCCCUCGGACCAGCAGAGCCACCACAGCAGCAGUGCUGCGAGUGCUGCGCCAGCGAGCGGUGGUCCUGGGUCCAUGGCGCGGUCCGAGCUGUCCUUCACCACCUGGCACAGGCUAAGGUCGUCGGGUGUCCGGCUCAAGCCGGAUUCGGAUGCAGGGAAAAGCCAGAGCCUCCCCAACCUUCUUCGACGGUCGGCAGCCGUGGCGGGACGCAUGGACGUGGCCGGCAGCUGCCUGCCGCUUUACACGCUGCAGGCAUCCACAAAUGGUGCAGUUGAUCCACCUGACGCCCGGUCCGUGUCCCUGCUGCGCCUCUUCAUGCGAAGCAAAGCUGGCAGUGGAGGUUCUCUCUCCAGCAGCCAUUCCGAGAACUCGGACUCUGUGACCACGCCCCGAGAUGGUGCCACCGCCUACCAACUGCAAUCAUCCAGUGAGGACUCCAGCGGGUCUAUGGAUUCCAAAAGCGACAGCAGUGAAGACCCGCCGCCGCCGCCAAAGCCUGUGGAGCCGCUGGUGCGGAAAGUGCUGCGGGCCAGCACAAACCUCGUGGGCAGGGAGGCCAACAACAACAAUGUGGAACCGACGGCUGCCAACGACAACGAACGGCUGAGGAUGGCCACGUCCGAGAGCGAGGAGGAGACGUCGCAGUGCUUCGAGGAUAGCCUUGUGGAAGCGGCACAGGCACGCAUGAAGCCUGCCAACGCAAGGAGCCCGAUCCACGAGGAAGAGGAACCGUUUGAGUCCAGCGGAGAUGAAACAAUGAAGGACAGCCGCGACCUGCUGAGCAGUGGCGGAGGCACAUCUUCCGACAAUGCAGGCGUCGUUGAGCGGCGUAACAACGACGUGAAUUCUUCAUUGCGUUGCACCAAAGGUGGUGCUUUGCUCGGCGGUCCCCUGGGAAAGGAAAGGAUAAAGAAUGUCUUCAAGACAUGCAACAAGAACAGCAAUGCCAUGGCCGCUGAGUCAGAUGAUCGGCAGUCCAGCCGCAGCACGCAGACGAAGCGCUUCAACUGCAAUGAUGGCUCAGGAUCGAGUUCUACGAGGAAGGUGUCGGACAGUAGCGGAAGCGGCGAGGAAGGCCGAAACGCACGCUCUUCGAGUCUCCUCUCAAGUGGCUAUGUGAGCCGACAGAACUCUGUGGACCAGAUCCACCGGCAGACAUUCCUCCUGAGUGCCGGUGGGAACAGGAGAAAACAGCCGCCUACGGCAAUAGCUCGAAUGAGGCACUCGAGCACGCAGGUGCCGGUGCACAUUCGGGACCGUGGCAUUCAGACCAGCGUGGAGGGUGCUGUGGCAGAGAACUCAAACUGGCUGUACACAGUCGACGAUACGUCGGCAAUGUCAGGACAGCGAAGCUUCAACUUGACAUUACGCCCCCAAGAAGCUGGCUCAAAGCAGGAGGUGGAGCCAAAGCGAUCUAUUUAUGUCUGCUACCCAAAUUACUCCCUUCCGGAUCUUAGUUUUCUGAAGGAGCUGGCCGCCGCCGAGGACAAGCCUGACCUGGUUCUACGUCCCACACAGCACAAAAUGCCACAGCCUGGUGUGUCGGAAGCAGUCGCCGAUGGGGCUGUGGCGUCUGCACAAGUGCCACCCAACGAGUCGCCUGUGCACAGGCGAACCCACAGCAGCGAACCGCACUGGCGGCGACCCAAGUCGUGCAACGACUUCGAGGACCUCUCCCGGCGCAACCUGAGUCACAUUCAGGACUGGGACUCGCUAAGCGUGCUGCUGCCCGCCGAAGUUAAAGCCAUGGUGUCCCACUUCCGCCAUGCGGCUCCUUCCUCAAAUCCUGUGCCGGACUCUCAGCAACAGCGGGGGAUCCUGCGCAAGCUUUCAGAUGAGGCCAACAGCCGGCCAAGGAGUCAGUGUGAUACCCUCGCCGCAGACGCCGACAGGAUGUCCACAGGCACGGGCGGCUCAAUCGAGUUCCCUAACCGCCGCCACUCGCUGCAGGACUAUCGGCGGCUCCUAAAGGGCCUCCCUGACCUGGAUGGCCUGCUUCCACCCUGUCCAAACCUGGCCUGCAGUGGAGGCUUGCAGCGUGACAGCUCAUUGCCCCUCUCCCGGACCAACUCGGAGGGGUCAUGGCGGCGUGCCGGAGGCCGGAACGCAAGGCGCUCUGCACCUCUGGCAGCUACCUGCUCAUCGUGUCGAGCCAAGAAGGCGGUGAGCUUCAGCGAGGACCUGAACGUUCACACAAAUGACACACGGUCCAUGCGAGGAGCCUUCUGCAAGUGCACGUGUGGCUCAAGUCCUACGACGAACUAUGGUUCGUUGGAACGACCGUCAAGGAAAAUGACGCUAUUGUUUGGUGGUAGCCAGGAUGACCAGCAUGCUCCACAUGAGUUUGCUCUGUCACCCAAAGGCCUCUCCCCAUCGUGGGGUAUGUCACCCUUGUCCAGAAGCCAGCGAGAGCUCGUUGAGCAGAAAAAGGGUCUUUUGGACAACACAGUGAGGUCUAUAAGACAGGUCCUCGACUGCUACAACACAGAAAAGGAAUCCCAGCCUGCUGUGGGUGGUGGGGCUGAACCGUGCCUGUCUGAAGGCAGUGCCUGCGGCCGCCUUGCAAUUGAGUUCCUGGUACCUGCGCUUCGGGAGCUGCUCUCCGAUGGAUUACUGCCCCACGUGCGGGGCGUGUUUGGUCGCCUACCCAACUCACUCUGGCACCUGGCACACUCCCUCAGCCAAGCCAAGGAGGGACGAAAAGAAGUCCAAGAGCUGGUAGAGUACAUCGAGCAGGCUGACACUGCUUUCCAUGGUGACGGGGAGAAAUUCGGUGCCUGUUUGCUCGGUCUACUAAACCUGGGCUGUCUGGACACUUGGUUCCUGACGCUGCUGUCCAGCCCACAGAUACUGCAGAAGCACUACCAGACGUCUGCCGCUUUUGUGCCGCUUCUCUCGCAUCCCAGCCUGUUCUUCCUGCGCGAAGAGCUUGCCUGCAGCUUGCGCUCCCUCUCCGAGCUUCCCUUUGGCUUCAGCCUGAGCUUCGCCCUGGGUGGCGAAGCGCAGAGCCUGAAGGACGCCAAACCCGCCUCCCGCAAAUCCCCCUGCCUCAAGAGCCCCCCCAGCAUGGGCUCCCCCUGCACCCCUAGUGAUGAGAACGGCAUCUACGAUGAGAGCGAUGACCUCCGCACUGUCACUUGCCAGAGCUUGGUUGACUCGUCUUCGCUGGAAGAGACGCUAGACAACUCGUCGCGCGUCCUCGAACUGCAGAAGAAGCUGAAAGGCGGCCCUGCAGUGGCCAGCAGUGGUCUGGGAGGGACCAAGGCUAUCUACCCUGCAAUGCAGAAGGUGCAAGGAAGUGCAGAGGAGAUGCAACGUUUCCGUCAGCUGCGUAAUCACUGGGAGCAGAUGUCCCAUGCGUCACCCAGUUCGGCGGAGGCAGCUAGUACCGCCACCGCUGCAUCUUCUGCAAAACCCACUUCGCCAACAAAGCUCCCGUCACCCACAAAGAUGAUCCGCAAGCCCACUGUGACAAGUGGUGCAGCAACCACGGGUGCUGUUAAGAAGAGCGGCGUACCGUCUGCCGACAACCGCCGCCUUGUGCCACGUGGUGCCACCCCUGGCUCCCGGACCCCGAGCCCUAAUAUCUCGGCCGGCAGUGGGCGACCGCAGCAGCAGCAACAGCGCCGGUCUUUGAUACCAGUGCACCGGGGAUGGAAGAAGCCGGCUGCCCGAGCGACCCCCACCACUGACUGAGCCAAAUAAACCCGGGGCAGUCGCUGAUGAGUCAUCAGAAAGGCCCGGCGAGAGCUCUCCAACCUUCUCGAGGCAAUUUUCCACAGGCCUUUACAAAUUCUACAUCAUCCACCAGUCUCCUGAAGUAGUCUGAGCCCGGUUUCUCUGUUUGAGCUUUGUUAUUCUGCAGUGUAUCUGAUGUGUAUUGUGCCGCCAGUUUCGAUCUAACCCCUUCAUCAAUGUCCCCUCCCUCCCAUUUUCUUAUUCUUGUUUUUGCUGCAGAAGUGUUCACGUGCAGUCGUUUUGAUGGCUGUACGUGUGACCCUCGUGUUGUGGUCAAAUUCAUGCGUCACGUAUGUGGGCCCAACAUUCAGUUUACGUAGUGUGGCCUUCUCUACAUUAGCAUUUGAGACAAUUUGAACGUUCUGUUCUUUCGCGAGCAUCAACAGGCCUCAGAUGUGGUAUGUACAGAUAUUUUUGUGCUUCAGGACUUCCGGGAACAUUUUCUUUUUUUUUGCGCGAUGACACCCCGUGAAAACAAGCUACUAUACAUACCAUAUCUUAAAGUCGGCACGGCUUGUUGUUGGCGCUGAUGACGCACCCUGUUCGAACAGUUGCAUGUGAGGCUGUUGUACUCGAGGGAUUAUGAGGCAAGACCUGAGUGACUGUGUUGCUCUUUUAUGCAGACAGUGCGUGGACGCUUUCCUUAUGUGUCGUUUGCGCAUUGUUGUGAGAGACGCAUAGUUGUUCGGCUGAACGAGGCAGCAACAAAAAAAAAAGGAUUAACAUUUCAUGUAUUUAAUGCACACUUGGAAGUGAGGUUUGUGCCGAAGCAUCAUGACAGCUAUGCGAAGUAACACUGAAGAGCAACGUCACCGCAAUGGUGCUUUUGUUUUAAAGUGCGGUAGAACGACAGAUGAAUGUCGGAUAGGCCUAGCCUCCUUAUUCUUUUUUAUUUACUUAUUGCCCACAUUAACAAUACCUUGCUCGCUUGUGUUCGCAUUGCUGUCUUGUUGCGUGCUGUAGUCAUCAAUGUUUCAUCUUUCAAUGUGUGCGUUGUCUAGUCAAGAUUGCAGUCACUUUUGUUCGUGUCUGAGGGUGACGCAUCCAGCGGCACUGGACAUGCCAGCCUGCUGGUGCGCUCGUGCUUUUGACAUCUGUUGCGUUUGUUACAGUUUAUCGUGCCUCUCGUUUUUUUUUUUGGUUGUUGAUCGUUUUUAUGAAUGCGACGGCGUGUGUGCAAUGCACUCGAUGACUGUGCUCGGACCAGCUAGUUGCCAAAUUUUGAGGAAUUUGUAGCGUAGGCUUUGUGUUGUACGCUUCGCUGCCUGUUUACUGUCGCCUUUGUUUGACUGUGUACGUGAGCCUUCACUUAAGAUGGACGCGGGGAUCACUCUGGUUGCACUGUCGGCGCCGCGCAGUGCAGUGUUUGACUCGUGUAGCGAAAAUUGGGUGGAUUUGGGAAGUGCGAGCAUAAUAACAGCGUUCCACCGUGUGCUGAAGUCUGCGGUAGGUGUUGUAGUCUCUUCAUCCCCUGGAGCUUUAAUUCGCUAGUUGAUUAAAUUUUGUUUCCUCGAGGCCCAUCACUAAUGCAAAAAAUAAUAAUAAAACAGCUUCAAUCUAACUUCCUCUCCAUUCAGACUUUGAGGAGUACCUAACUUACAUAUUUUAUUGCUUUAUUUCCAAGAUCUUCCCUACUCUUUUCUUUUUAAAACACUUAUGCCUUAAGAUUUUUACUUUAAUGUCUCGCUUGUUUGCUCUUUAUUCUAGGAUUAAUUAUUGUUUAGCUCAGAACAGCAUGUCAUGUGCAUACAGUGUCUAGAUGCUAGUGCAUUCGCUAAGGGUUUCACUGCUUGUAUUGUCGUUUUGUACCCAGAAAUGCGUGGAAAGGAGCUUGUGUACCGUUGCCUGUCUCUGCAGAGUGGUGCUGGGCAGCACCGUCUUUGCCGAGCUGGAUUUUCACUUGGAAAGCGUGAGCCCUUAUGGGAAAGGACUGUGGAGAAAUGUAGCUGUGCCUCAGGUUGUUUCGAUCACUAAGCUAGUGUUCAUUCUUUUCAAUCCCCCCCCCCCCUUUCGAUUUUUUUUUUUUGACAGAUGUUACGAAUGCUGCAAGUCUCUUUAUCCGACAGUACUUUCGUGAUCUUUUCUCUCACCUCAAUGUAGACCACUAACUGCCGGUGAUAUAGUGUGGCGCCGGUGUUUUUGUCUUCUGAUUGUAUGCGUUCCAGAUUUACUGAGCUUGUUCGUGUUAUUUAUGAAUAUUUUUGCAGGGACAUAUCCGUUUUAUUUUGGGAGAGCUGUGUGCGUGUUUUUGUUCUGCGAGUUCUCGCGGUGCGCGGAAGCUGACAGGGCCUUGUGUUGUGUAAAUAUGUGCCAGAAAUUGUACGUGUGGGGACCUGUGCUUGACACGUGUACACGUGUGGACGUCAUAUGCGAGAGUUAAGCUUUGAAUGGGCUUGGGAAACUACAUUCCUGAUUACGGUAAUUCUUUUCUUUUUCUUGUGAUGUUUGUAGAUGUAGCCGGUUUCCUGUGCAAUGUAUAUUAAAGGAGGUGACAUGUGUCUCGUACUCGGAAUGGUCGCCCACAAAACUUCCAACAUUGUAUGUUAACCAUGUAAAAUACUCUAUAGAUAUAUGAAACAUGUUCCCCUUCACCUUAUGCAUGAGUUUAGCCUUGUUAAUUGCAAUUUCUUGUGUUGUAACACAGUUUUAGUUAGAAAUCUACCAGCUGUUUGUUGCACAAAUUAUUUCCCUUUGUAACAAAAAGUGCAUAUGAUGAAAUAAAGUGUCAGCGGCAGUAAAAA